AUGGCUCGCCACAGUGUUACUCGCUGUAAACAGCUGAUCUGGGCUCAGAUGUCCAGUGCAGUAGUUCACGGUCGGUCCCUGUGUGAGAUGGCAGUGAAUAGAAACCUGAAUGGAGAUCAAUCAUUUAAAAAUUAUGAGGCGCUGGCUUGGCUCAAUGAAACUUUACAGACCAGCUUCACCAAACUGGAGCAGUUAUGCACAGGUGAAGCCCAUUGUCAGCUGAUGGAACAGCUGUUUCCAGGCUCUCUGGAUCUUUCCAAGGUCCGGUUCCAAGUCACUGAUGAUGUGGACUGCAUUCACAACUACAGUUUACUGCAGGGUGCAUUCAGAAAAGUGGGAAUCGUCCGACACAUCCCUAUGGAGGAGUUAAUAAAGAGGAACACUAUUGUGGCGUUCACGUUCCUGCAGUGGUUUCAGAAUUUCUUCACGGGGAACAAAAAAGGCCAGAAGCACAAUCCCUCACAUGUCAAAGGAGGACAGAACACGCUUCCUGGUGAAACAAGUGGGAGCAAAGAUGACUGUUCCUCUGAGGUGGAGAUGACUGUAAAGACAAAGGACAAAACGGUGGAAGAACCAAUGAAAGAAGCGGAGGAGACGGCGAACAGCGACCCAAAUGUGAUAGUGUUAAUAUCCGAUGAUGAUGAUGAUGUAGUGGUGGAAGUGACGAUGGAGGAGAAAAUGGAGACUACAGUUAAAGAAGAGUGUGUAAAGUCACAGAGGACAGAAAAAGCUAAAGCAGCAGGAAGUAGUUUCGACAGCAGAGACACUUCGUUGCGCUUCAUCAGAAAAUACUCGAACUUCAUCACAAACACAGACGCUCAGGCUUCGGCCAUCUUGAGCCCAAACAGCCUCAGCGACACCAUCCAGGCCUGCUUGCGUGUACCGUACUGCCUCUACCUGUUCGUGGGGGUGGAACUGGACGCAGGAUGGAGCACGAGCGUCGUCCUGAUCGGCUACCACGAUCAGAGCUCGGGGGUCGGUGCGGUGCGGCUGCUGGACACUCUGCAGAUGAGCGUGGACACUGUUGAUCUGCAGACAUCAGCAGACAUCACCGUCAUACAAACAUCAGAUUCUGACGCACGCCUUCUGAUUCAGACGCUGAAGAAAUUCGGGCUUUCUCUGUCCAACAUUUCUGUGUUUUACUGUGACGCUCCACAUCCGGGGGUGAGCCAGGUGUUUGUUUCCCAGCUGCAGGCUUUCAACCCGAGGUUAGUGUCCCUCUGCGGACUUCCUGGGAUGGUGGGAAGAGCCUGCCAGGCCGGACUUUUAGCUUCCUUUAGUUGUGUGGUUGACCUGAUUAAAGACAUCCACCGUCACUACUCAACCUGCCUCUCCGUUGACAACAGUCUGAAAGUGCUGUUCACUGGUUUUCAUUGUUUUAACCCUUCCCGCUCCAUCUCUGCGCAGUAUUUGUUCAUCGUCUGCACCGUGCAGAACAUGGUGAACAGCUGGAGGGAUCUGGUGGAGUAUUUUAAGUCCCUGAAACAAGCCGAGGACGCUGAGCGGAUCAGAGCUCAGCUGAUGGACGCUAAAGUCAAGCUGCACUUCCUGUUCCUCUCCCACGCUCUGGAGCCCCUCAGAGCACUUCAGCAGCUGCAGCAGCACGGCACAGCGGACGUGGCCGUGGAGCUCCAGCUCAUCUCCAUGCUGGUUAACUCCUACGCAGCCAGCAUCCUCCGGCCCUCCGUCGCCGAGCGCUUCCUGAGGAAACGAGACGUGGCUCUCCUCCGCAACCAGAAGGAGCUGCUCCCUAUGACCGAGGUCGACAUAGGCUCGCGUGCCAUGGACUUCCUGUGGGCCACCGCUGUCGUGGAUCUAGGGGAACAGGAGAGGGACGACUUCAUGAAGGACGCAGUGGAUUUCUACAAAGCAGCGCUGCAGAGUUUAGUGGAGAGUAUUCCUGAGCAUCUCGGAGACGUUGCUCUGAGGAACAUCGGCACGGUGCUGAAACAUCCCGAAAAUAUCAACGGUAAUGAAUUAUCCAAACAUGUGCUGUCAGAGUUGGGCGUGCAGCUCGGUGUGUGCAGCUACCUCGUUUUCACCAAGGCCGAAAAGCAGGAACAGGAGAGAGGGACAGGAGAAAAACGCUCCUGGGCAAAGGUGUUGAAAGGAAGCAGACCUAACUCCACUCUGCACAGACUCUUCCUGUCUCUCCUGGCUCUGCCCAGCUCUCUGCACAGGAAGGACGUGUUUGCUAAGGUAAGUCAGCAGAAUCUGUUCAGCAGCGUCAAGCCUCCGUCCAACAGCAACAAAACCCCCAAAGCUUCACGUCGACCGGGCAGAGUGUCGGGAAGACCCCGAGUACGCAGAAGGAGACCGCCGGUCCAGUCGAGCUACAACAGGAGACAUAAUGAAGAGAGUUCAUCAGAUAAUAGUGGUGAUGAAUCUGCAGUAAAACCCAGUCUACAGCUUCCCCCACAUCACAGACACAAUGAGGACUCAGACUACACUGAUAAUUCAUCUGAUGUGGUCGACAUGACCGAGGAGUCACAACUUUCGGGGACCAGCAGAUUAAUAAAAUCAGGAACUAAAAAAACUCCAACGUCUGUAUACAUCGUGUGCAGUGAUGAUGAUGAUGAUGAUGAUGAUGAUGACAACGUCAAGAUGGUUUCCACGGUCACACCAACCAACUCGACGGGCCAGAAGGUGAAAUCUAAUGACAGACAGGGGGAGCUGAUCUGGGUUCAGGUGCAGGGCUUCGCUCUCUGGCCGGCCGUCAUCGUAACGUGCAGAGGACAGCUUCAGAUCCCAGGGAGUAUGAUGGUGAGCUGGUUCGGACAGACGGUGUCAUCUCAGGUCAGUGAAGAGACGAUGAAACCGUUCGCUGACUUCGCCGAGUGCUUCUGUACAAAGUCCUUCGCCGUCCUCGAGACCUACAGAGAAGCCAUUUUCCUGGCGCUGGAGGAAGCAGCUCUGCGCUGUAACAAGAUGUUUUCAGUGAAUCGAGAGGACAAAGAAGAGCUGCUGAAGAAGAUGUUAGACUGGGCCUUUAAAGGCUUUAAACCUACCGGGCCUGAUGGACUCAAUCAAGUGGCCUCCUCUAAUGGUGUCACUAAAACAAACAGACCAAAUGCGAAGAAGAAGCUCUUCCCGAAGGCCGCUUUUCCUCCCUCCUCCUCCUCCUCCAUGAGCAGCAAGAGCAACAUGAGCGUUGAGCUGAAGGAGAUGAACGUCUCCUUAAACAAACUGUCCUGCAACUCCGUCGAAAAGUCCUCCCAUAAAAGCGGAGGAGGGAGAACAUCAGCGUGGGAAGAGCCGUCAGAUCUGGGAAAAGGCGUUAAGGGAGGAUGGGGGAAAGGGAAGAGUAAGGGAGGAUGGAAAGGAGGGAAGGGCGUGAAGAAGAAAAGCAGUCUGUUUGAUGGAUUCGAUGACGACACGUCGCCGAACUACGUGCCGAACAAGAAGAGAGCCUACGCAAAAAUUUACAACAAAGUCAACGAGCCCGCCGGCGUUUACAAACAGCCGGACCAGAAACUCAGAGAGGAGACUAUUCGUAGGAUCAUGGACAUGAAACUGGACAUUGAAGGUUUCUGUUUGUGUUGUGGGACUGAAACCGUUGAUAUCUUCCAUCCUCUAUUUAAAGGCAGCCUCUGCUUGACGUGUAAAUACAACUUUACAGAAACUCUGCAUCGAUACGAUGAAGACGGUUACCAGUCGUACUGCACCAUCUGCUGCUACGGCAUGGAGGUCAUACUGUGUGGCAACAACAGCUGCUGCAGAUCUUACUGCGAGGACUGUCUGAACAUCCUCGUCGCUCCGGGGACGUUCGCUGCGCUGAAGGAGCUCGACCCGUGGAUCUGCUUCAUCUGUCAGCCUCACCGAGCUCACGGAGCGCUGAUCCCCAGAGAGGACUGGAGCAUUCGUGUUCAGGGCUUCUUCACCAACAAUAGCGGCAUGGAGUUUGAGCCUCACAGAGUUUAUCCGUCCAUCACUGCAAACCUGCGCAGACCGCUCCGAGUUCUCUCGCUGUUCGAUGGCAUCGCGACAGGUUAUCUGGUCCUGAAGGAACUCGGCUUCAAAGUGGAGAAGUACUUCGCCUCGGAGAUUUGUGAGGACUCCAUCGCCGUGGCAACCGUCAACCACGACGCGAAGAUCAUCCAAGUUGGCGACUCUCGCUUCAUCACCCAGGAACACCUGGAUCAGUGGGGCCCGUUUGAUCUGCUGAUUGGUGGCAGCCCCUGUAACGAUCUCUCCAUCGUGAACCCGUUCAGAAAAGGCCUCUAUGAGGGCACCGGCAGGCUGUUCUUCGAGUACUACCGCAUCCUGCAGCUGCUGAAGCCCGAAGAAGGCGACUCCAGACCGUUCUUCUGGCUGUUUGAGAACGUCGUCUUCAUGAACACAUGCGACAAAGUCAACAUCUGCCGCUUCCUCGAGUGUAACCCGGUGAUGGUGGAUGCAGUGAAAGUCAGUCCGGCUCACAGAGCUCGAUGUUUCUGGGGAAACAUCCCCGGCAUGAGCAGGCCCAUCAUCGCCUCCCAGAACGACAAGCUGACUCUUCAGGAUUGUUUAGAGAUCGGAAGAGAAGCCAGGGUCACUAAAGUGAGGACGAUCACCACCAAUCCAAACUCUCUGAAGCAAGGCAAAGAUGUGUCUCAGCUGCCGGUCCUGCAGAACGGCAAAGACGACAACCUGUGGAUCACUGAACUGGAAAAAAUCUUUGGUUUCCCCAAACAUUACACGGACGUGAGGAACAUGAACCGGCAGCAGAGGCAGAAGGUGCUUGGGAAGGCGUGGAGCGUUCCCGUCAUCCGUCACCUCUUCGCUCCCCUCAAGGACUACUUUGCCUGCGAGGAGCUUCUUCCUUUGACCGUUUCCAACACGUCUACCUCCGCCUCCGCCUCCGUCACUCUCAGCUCCAUCACUUCCACCUCUCCGUCCUCUCCCGCCUCUCCAGAAGUGCAGCAGCUGAGAUAG
Scomber scombrus (Atlantic mackerel) is the source of this 4914-nucleotide messenger RNA. RefSeq lists its product as uncharacterized. Gene Ontology annotation, cellular component: nucleus. Gene Ontology annotation, biological process: negative regulation of transcription by RNA polymerase II. NCBI's taxonomy places the organism in Eukaryota, Metazoa, Chordata, Actinopteri, Scombriformes, Scombridae. The transcript is spliced from 26 exons. The record is from RefSeq and is a predicted model, not a curated record. The coding region runs from base 1 to 4914 and encodes 1637 amino acids. Gene Ontology annotation, molecular function: DNA binding; protein binding; DNA (cytosine-5-)-methyltransferase activity, acting on CpG substrates.